UUGGCUCUCCGGUCUCUAACUCUUCAAACAUCUCUCAUUCUCUCUAUAUUCUUCGCCCACAAAUCCGAUUUUUUCUUCCACUGCCAUAUUUCUUCUUCCACUGCCAUAUUUCUUCUUCCUAUGUCUCUUCAUAUGACGAUUUGCAGGUAAGAUAUAAAACAAAGAACGGAAACCCUAACUCUUCCAAUUUCGAUCGGUAGACUUUGCGCGCUAAACCUUCUCCUGCAAUUACAAUUUUGAAGAAAAAUAUCAUCUUUCUACCUACAUUCAACUUCAAUUUGUCCACAUUAUGGAUGAAACUAAGGUGGCAAGGAGGUGGGUGGAUGCAGUGCAAUUUGGGGUUAUGACAGAUGAAGAAGUGAAAAAACUUAGCGUCGUCAAAGUUACGAAUUCAUUAUUGCUGGAUGUUGCUGGAAAUCCUGAGCCUGGUGGUUUAUAUGAUCCUGCUUUCGGUCCAUUCGAUGAUCAUUCUUUUUGCAAAAAAUGUGGUAAUCGGUCUUUUUAUUGCCCUGGACAUUGUGGGCAUAUAGAUCUCGUUGUACUGCUUUACCAUCCUUUAUUCUUUAAUAAGCUCGUUCGUGUUCUACAGAACACGUGUUUGGCUUGCUACCGUUUUAAAGCACCUAAAGAGGAGGUAGAAAUGUGCAUCUACAAAUUGAAGCUCAUUAAGAAAGGAGAUAUUGCUCGUUCUAGAGAAUUUGAUCCUUUUUUAAGCGAGCCUCCUGAGGAGUGUGAGAACAGGCUUGAUAUGCAUCAAUGCGGCUGGACCUCUUUUCAACUUACUGAAGCAGUUUUGGUGCUGGACGGUUUUUUGAAAAAAAAAUAUACUAAAUGUCAUUGUGGGGCCAAGAGUCCUCCCAUUACUAAACCUACCUUUGGUUGCAUUCGUCUGGGCGCCUUGAGCGGUAACAACAUAAGAGCCAAUAUUAUCAAAAGGCAAAAGUUAGAUGGACCUAUGGAUGAAAGUGAUCAUUCUAUUUCCGAGGUAGAAGAUCUUGCUGACCAUAAUGCUGGUCAAGUAGCAUCAAAUUGGCGAAGGAAGGAAAAGGUCGACUCACUGUCAGAAAUAAUGAAGUGGAGAGAACCACGAUCUUUGUUACCAACAGAAGUCAGAUGGAUACUUGAGCGUCUAUGGGAAAAUGAGGCUCGAUUAUGCUCGUUCAUUUGUGAUAUUCAGCAACACCAGGGAAACACAUCUCAGAAGAAAACAUCUUAUUCGAUGUACUUCUUAAAAAGUCUUCUUGUGCCUCCAACGAAAUUCCGUCCUCCUUCUAAAGGAGGUGAUUUAGUGAUGGAGCAUCCUCACACUGUUCUAUUGGGCAAGGUUUUGAAUUCUAAUAUAUCCGUGGCAAAUGCUGCUGAGAAGCAUGCUGAGAGUAACAUUAUUCUUAGAGAUUGGAUGAAUCUUCAACAAUCUGUAAAUGUUCUCUUUGAUAGUAAGAGGGCAGUAGGACAAAGGGAGAUGGCUUCUGGCAUAUGUAAUUUGCUGGAAAAAAAGGAGGGCUUGUUCCGGCAGAAGAUGAUGGGGAAACGAGUCAACCAUGCUUGUCGUUCUGUAAUAUCACCAGAUCCUUAUCUGGCUGUCGACGAGAUUGGUAUUCCACCAGCUUUUGCAUUGAAGCUGACCUAUCCAGAGAGAGUGACUUCUUGGAAUGUGGCAAGCUUACGAGAUGCCGUUGUUAAUGGGCCUGGGCUUCACCCUGGGGCCACAGAUUAUGUUGAUAAAGUUUCUACUUGGAAAUUACCGCCUAGCAGGAAAUCUCGUAUUUCAAUAUCAAGAAAAUUACCUUCUUCAAGAGGUGUCACGAUACACGCUGGGAAGAUUUACACUGAUGAUUACGAAGGGAAGAUAGUUCACCGUCACUUGCGCAACGGGGAUAUAGUUCUGGUGAAUCGCCAGCCGACACUCCAUAAACCAAGUCUAAUUGCACUGAAGGUUCGUGUCUUGCCUGGAGAGAAGACCAUUCGUUUUCACUAUGCAAACUGCGAUUCCUUCAAUGCUGAUUUUGACGGAGAUGAAAUAAAUGUUCACUUUCCUCAAGAUGAAAUUUCUCGGGCUGAAGCUCACAACAUUGUAAAUGCUAAUAACCAAUAUAUUGUUCCAACUCGUGGUGAUCCUAAAAGAGCUUUGAUUCAGGAUCACAUUGUAGGUGCUGUACUUCUCACGAAGAGGGAUACCUUUUUUACCUUUGAAGAUUUUAAUGAACUUCUUUAUAUGUCUGGUAUGUGUUCUUAUGGGGUCUUGGCUCUCAAUGCCAAAUCUGGCAAGAAAAUAUCGGUAGUGGAUUCAGAAAGUGUCAUCCAGGCUUAUCUACCGGCUAUAAUUCGACCGCAAAGGCUUUGGACAGGGAAGCAGGUCAUAACUGCCAUCUUGAAUCACAUAACAAGAGGUUGUCUACCAUUUACUGCCAAAAAGCGUGCUAAAAUUGCACGAGAAUAUUUUGGGAUGGAUGAAUCAAAGAAGAACAAAGAUGAAAGUCUUAAAACAGCUGGUGAACCUUGUCGAAAGAAGAGAAACAACAAUGAGACUUCUAAGAUGAUUGUUAGAGAUGUGGUAAAAUGCAUUGAAACAGAAUAUUCGAGAUGUGGCAAAAGAUAUUCAGAGAGCAAGAAAAGCAGGAUGUGGGGGAGCUCCAAGUACAACAUCGAUGAAAAUGAUGUGUUUGUUUUCAAGAAUGAAUUGGUUCAAGGGGUUAUUGACAAAGAGCAGUUUGGGAAGUAUGGAUUAGUUCACACCAUUCAGGAAAUGUAUGGGUCUGAUGCUGCAGGAAACUUGCUUUCUGCAUUGGGCCGCGUAUUGACUGCUUUUCUACAGAUGAUGCAUGGUUUUACUUGUGGAAUUAAAGAUCUUCUCCUAGUACAACCUUAUGAAGAACAGAGGAAGAAAUUGCUUGAUGCUUGCCUUGAUAGUGGCAAGCAAGUUCAUCAGCAAUUCAUUGGCCGUGAAAAGGAACAUUUAGACUUCUUGGAGAUGCAAAUCGAAGUUGAGAAAGCAAUUCGACAUAAUGGAGAAUCUGGAAGUGUCUUUCUUGACGGGAUGAUGAGAAGUAAGCUUAAUACACUGAGCUCUGCAGUUACUAAAUUAUUCCCUGAAGGACUAGUUAAGCCGUUUCCGAAGAACUGUCUUUCUCUUAUGACACUCUCUGGAGCUAAAGGCAGCAUUUUCAACUUCCAACAAAUAUCUCUCUUGCUGGGUCAACAAGAAUUGGAAGGGAAGCGUGUACCUCGAAUGGUCUCUGGGAAGACACUACCAUGCUUUGUCCCUUGGGACAGUUCAGCUCGAGCUGGUGGAUUUAUUGGUGAUCGUUAUCUUACUGGCCUCCGCCCCCAAGAAUUUUAUUUCCAUUGCAUGGCUGGUCGUGAAGGAUUAGUUGAUACAGCCGUGAAAACAUCUCGCAGUGGAUACCUGCAAAGGUGCUUGAUAAAAAAUUUGGAGUGCCUCAGUGUUUGUUAUGACUACACAGUUCGUGAUGCAGAUGGUUCCAUCAUUCAGUUCCGCUAUGGAGAAGAUGGGGUUGAUGUUCACCAAAAGAACUACCUUCAAGAAUUUGAAGCAUUAGCAUUGAAUCAACAGCUGAUUGUCAGCAGACAUCCUCUAUGUCAAAUCGAUGAUGCAUGCAUAUCCAAAUAUAUUGAAGAAGAUAAUGAAUUUCCAGCUCAACUUGCCAGGGAAGCUAAGGAAUUCUGUAAUAAUUAUGCAUCGCACCUCAACAACCCGUUAAACUUCAUAAAAUUGGUUAAGAACAAAUACUAUAUGAGUCUUGCCCACCCUGGGGAGCCAGUUGGAAUUAUUGCAGCUCAGUCAAUUGGAGAGCCUUCCACACAAAUGACAUUAAAUACAUUCCAUCAUGCUGGUCGAGGAGAGAUGAAUGUGACACUAGGAAUUCCACGUCUACUAGAGAUAUUAAUGAAUGCAGCAAAGUUUAUCAAGACUCCUACUAUGAUGUGCCCUUUGUUAAAGUGCAAGACAAAGGAUGAUAUCGAGUGCCUUGCUGCAAAGUUGAAGAGAAUUACAGUUGCUGACUUGAUAGAUAAGAUGGAAGUUAGUGUUGUGCCAUUUGCCAUUGAGAAACAUGAAAUUUGCAGUAUUUACAAACUUAAAGUUAAGCUCUAUGAUCCUGAACUUUAUCCUCGUCAUACUGAUAUUACAUUAGAAGACUGUCAAAAUGCCCUGCUAAAUGAGUUUGUGAAGGAAAUGGAAGCAGCAAUAAAAGCUCAUUUGCUUUUGCUUUCAAAAAUAUCCGGCAUUAAUUCUGAAUCCCAGUCAAAGGGUUCAGAUGACAUGGACAAAGAUGGGGUUGAGAGUGGUUCACAGACAGACGAAGAAGAUAGUUCUGAUGAUGAUGAUGACAAUGAAGAAAGGGGUGCCUGUGUUGGUUCAAAGGUUCGGAAAAGGAAACGAAAAGCUAAAGAUGGGAUGUAUUAUGAGGACGACCCUGAGGUGGAAGCUGAGGAAGAGAAACUCAUAUCUGAACAUGAAUAUGACGAAGAAGUAGUUGAAAAUGAAAAUGAGGAUGAAGAUAAAGAAGAAAGUAUGGAGGAAGAUGUAACGGAAACUCACUCUGGCCCUCCUGAUUCACAAGAGCGUAAGGAGAAACCAAAAGUUAAAGAAAGAAAAAAAUCAGAUAAAAAUAAAGCAAUAUACGUCGCUUGUGAUGGACUAUGUUUUGAAGUCCAUUUUAAGAUAACUAACCAACCGCACAUAUUGCUGUCACAGAUGGCUGAAAAGGCAGCUAAGAAAGUUUAUGUGAAGAGUGCUGGCAAGAUUGAGCGAUGUGAAGUAGUAGAGGUACAUUUGGAUGAUUCCGGAAAGGGAGGGAUCCCAAUGCUUAGAAAAGGUAAAGAAUCUCGUCCUGCUCUCCAGACUGCUGGUGUUGAUUUUCCUGCCUUUUGGGAUAUGCAAGAUGUGCUUGAUGUUAGGUUCAUUAGUUCCAAUGAUGUACAUGCAAUGCUUGGUACUUAUGGGGUCGAAGCUGCUAGAGCGACCAUCAUAACAGAGAUCGUCACAGUUUUUGGUCACUAUGGAGUUUCAGUGGAUAUACGACACUUAACCUUAAUUGCCGAUUACAUGACACAUACAGGCCGGUAUAGGCCAUUGAAUAGAUUUGGGGGCAUAACGGAUUCGAUAUCUUUGCUUAGCAAGAUGUCCUUUGAGACAUCUUCGAAUUUCCUUACUGAAGCAACAGCUCAUGGAGAAGUUGACACCUUAAAGACUCCUUCGGCUAGAAUUUGUCUUGGCUUGAUUUCCAAUGUUGGUACUGGAUGUUUUGACUUGAUCCAUGGUUUUGAUAUGUGAUGGGUAACGCAGUUUGAGCUGCAAUAGACUGUACAUAUUUUUAGGAUUAAUCAUUUAUGUAAUUUAUUACACCAACAGAAAUAUAUGUAUAUAAUGGCCUAGCAAUUAUUGUUA
Beta vulgaris subsp. vulgaris (sugar beet) is the source of this 5410-nucleotide messenger RNA. Its product is annotated as DNA-directed RNA polymerase I subunit 1. The record is from RefSeq and is a predicted model, not a curated record. The coding region runs from base 290 to 5296 and encodes 1668 amino acids. Lineage: Eukaryota; Viridiplantae; Streptophyta; Magnoliopsida; Caryophyllales; Amaranthaceae. Gene Ontology annotation, biological process: DNA-templated transcription. The transcript has 21 exons. Gene Ontology annotation, molecular function: DNA-directed RNA polymerase activity; DNA binding. Gene Ontology annotation, cellular component: RNA polymerase I complex.